Messenger RNA from Agrilus planipennis (emerald ash borer), 627 nucleotides. RefSeq names its product larval cuticle protein 16/17-like. The coding region runs from base 67 to 489 and encodes 140 amino acids. Gene Ontology annotation, molecular function: structural constituent of chitin-based larval cuticle. The transcript has 2 exons. The record is from RefSeq and is a predicted model, not a curated record. Lineage: Eukaryota; Metazoa; Arthropoda; Insecta; Coleoptera; Buprestidae. Gene Ontology annotation, cellular component: chitin-based extracellular matrix.
UAACCAACAUUUAUGUUAUUGUAAUUAGUCGUUGAACGCAGCAGUUGACACAGCGAAAGUUUCAAAAUGUUGUCUCAUUUGAUCGUUUUCUUGUUGAGUUCGAGUGCCGUUUUUACAGCACCAACGCCAACAUCAGCUCCAUCGGAACCGAAAACAAAAUCUCCACCUGUCGAAAUAAUUACAAUGGAAAGCGAACUGUUACCAGACGGAUCUUUUCAUUAUAGUUUCGAAGGAGCGGAUGGCACUAAAGCACGACAAGAAGGCACUUUGAAAUAUUUUGACGAAAAAAAUGCUGGGGAAGUAGUUAAGGGAAGCUACGAAUACGUUGGCGACGACGGAAAGUUGUAUGCCGUGUCUUAUUACGCUGACGAGACCGGAUUCCAUGCAGAAGGAGAUCAUAUCCCUAAAAUACCGGAAGUAAUCGCUAAAGCUCUCGUAUGGUCUGCAGAGCAUCCGUACACGGAAGAUAAUGCAGUGGAAACGGCGUGAUUCUGUAAUUCUUAUUUCAUCUUUGGAAAGAACUUGAUAAAAUGAGUGUGAUCGAUACUUUUUUAUAUGUAAAUAUUAUAAUUCUGUAUGUAACUAUAUGACACAAUAAAUUAACGAAAUAAAAAGACUGAAAAUUAA